AGCUGUUGUGUGGCCAGAGGUCCAGAAUGGCCAAACCAGGUCAUCUGUGGGAGGUGAGUCCUCAGACUCUGGAGGCCUCUGAAGUACAGAUGAGCAAAGCAACUGGACCUGCUCUGGAGGGUCUCUCCUGGAUCUGAGAGAGACGCAAAUGAGGUGAGAUGAGUCAUCAGAUCGGAGAGAUGAGGCAAAUUUCCCCAGGCCACGUGACCGAUGAUGACGAUGGUGAUUACAGCUGACAUUGAAGCACCUGCCUGUGCCAGGCACGCUCCAAACACUUCACAUACAUUAACCCUUAUCAUCUUAACGGCCACUGCUGAGAUAAGAGAGUCUACACACUGUGGAGGUCAAGAUGGUCCUGAGUGGGGCGCUGUGCUUCCGGAUGAAGGAUGCGGCCUUGAAGGUGCUUUAUCUGCAUGACAACCAGCUUCUAGCUGGAGGGCUGCAUGCAGGGAAGGUCAUCAAAGGCGAGGAGAUCAGUGUUGUUCCCAACCGGUCUCUGGAUGCCAAGCUGUCUCCAGUCAUCCUGGGAGUCCAGGGAGGGAGCCAGUGCCUGUCGUGUGGGACAGGGCAGGAACCAACUCUGAAACUAGAGCCAGUAAACAUCAUGGAACUCUACCUUGGUGCCAACGAAUCCAAGAGCUUCACCUUCUACCGGCGGGACACAGGGCUCACCUCCAGGUUUGAGUCAGCUGCCUACCCGGGCUGGUUCCUCUGCACGUUGCCUGAAGCAGACCGGCCUCUCACACUCACCCAGCUUUCAGAGGAUGCCAGCUGGGGAAACCCCAUCACAGACUUCUACUUCCAACAGUGUGAUUAGGGCAAUGUACCCCCCAGAACCUACCUGGUCAGAACUGGCUUAGGCAGGGGCGGAGGUGGAAGAAGACACUGGUGGCAACCAUCUCCCCAUCUGCUCUCAGGGCCCCACCUCUGGCUGGGCACUCAACCACUCUCCCUUUUGAUUCCCAGUUUGGAUAAAUCCUUUGAGAUUUGGGGGCUUAGUUCACAGUUUCUUCCCUGCUGAGUGAUGCUACUCAUGUAGAACCUUGCAAAAACCACUC
This is a messenger RNA of Mustela erminea (ermine), 1058 nucleotides long. It is a transcript of the gene IL36RN, whose product is annotated as interleukin 36 receptor antagonist. Gene Ontology annotation, molecular function: cytokine activity; interleukin-1 receptor binding. Gene Ontology annotation, biological process: cellular response to lipopolysaccharide; inflammatory response to antigenic stimulus. The record is from RefSeq and is a predicted model, not a curated record. The coding region runs from base 350 to 817 and encodes 155 amino acids. Lineage: Eukaryota; Metazoa; Chordata; Mammalia; Carnivora; Mustelidae. The transcript has 6 exons.